Messenger RNA from Penicilliopsis zonata CBS 506.65, 582 nucleotides. RefSeq lists its product as hypothetical. NCBI's taxonomy places the organism in Eukaryota, Fungi, Ascomycota, Eurotiomycetes, Eurotiales, Aspergillaceae. The transcript has 5 exons. Bases 1 to 582 code for a protein of 193 amino acids. The record is from RefSeq and is a predicted model, not a curated record.
AUGGGUGUGGCAGCUUGGUUGGAUCACGUCGACAUUGUCGCUGCACGCUGUAAUCCACUCGUCCGCCGGUGCCGCAUCCCAGAUGCCGCGGCCUCUGCGACACCGCGCUACAUAGUCCAGAACAAGGCACAAACCAUCUGCGCGACAAGGCAGCCGCGAACGGUGCGGAUGUGCCGCUGCGCUGCUUCAGGCUCGAUAGGCGCCAGAGUAUUGAGACCGACUUCGCCCGGCGAGUCUGUUGUCGUCGAGCCCCCGCCCUUCGCCAGGACGGCACUCCGCAGAGAGCACUGCGUUAUCGACACACUUGUGCUCAGCGCCGCAGACUUUGCCGACGAGAAGCCCUUGCUGGAUCUGGGCUCAAACUUGCUGUGGCGCUUAUACAAGGUCAAUGUGCGCAGGCUGAUUGACAUGGUCAAGGGGCUGUACCAGCAGCGAAAUCGUGGGCCGAUAGCCAAGGACAUCUCGCCAGACGAGAUGCACAUCAUCAGCUUCCACCCGGGACUCAUCCAUAAUGCCCAGUGGGCGACUAGGCACAAGCUGGAGGUGGAUGACUACCCGUGCGUUGGAGUGGCCAGGAUAUAA